Messenger RNA from Oryctolagus cuniculus (rabbit), 2808 nucleotides. The record is from RefSeq and is a predicted model, not a curated record. Lineage: Eukaryota; Metazoa; Chordata; Mammalia; Lagomorpha; Leporidae.
GACCACACCCCCUGCCCUCGGCGCCCCCGGGUCCGCCCCGCCUCUCGCGCUCCGAGCGGGCAGUGUGCACAAGAUGGCCUCCGGAGGGCGCCCGCGACGCGGCCCGGGCAGAUCUGGACCUGGGGCUUCACUAUCGCGAGUGGGGCUGAGGAUGAGGCCGAGGGCGGCGGCGGCUCCCGGAGAGGCCCUCCAGCGCUUCCCCGCCAGUCUGCAAGCCUGCCUAACUCAGGGGUACAGGUGAUGCCCUCCCGUGAGACUAAACCUCAGGCCCCAGAAACCUAACCAACCAUGGAUCUGGGUGCUGCCGGGCAGAACUUCUGCAGAUGGGACUGGAGUCCCCAGGCAAGUCGACUUCGAGUGGAUAUAAAGGGAGGGGAGCUGGGGUGGCUGGACCUCACCAGGCCUUGGCUGAGCUCAGAGACUGCAAACAGCUCACGUAGGGGGAGCCUCAGCCUGUGGUCCUCCCUCCCCGCCUGCCUGCCCUACAGUCUUCUGCAUCGCAGCCCCUGGCUCCGCCACUGUGUCGCCAAGGCCUGGCCGAAAAUGCCUUCCUGUAUAUAUGUAUGUGUAUGUAUAUAUGCUAACAUUAUGUAUUUAUUUCUAGCUUAUUUGAAAGGCAGAGAGAGAGAGAGAUCGAUCUUCCCUCUGCUGAUUCACUCCCCAAAUGCCUGCAACAGCCAGGACACAGCCAGGCCAAAGCCAGGAGCCUGGAACUCAAUCCAGUCUCCCACUGUGGGUGGCGGGGACUCAGUGAUUGAAGCCAUCACCUCUGCCCGCCUCCCCCGCCCACCUCAGGGUGUGCACCGGCAGGAAGCUGGAUCGGAAGUGGAGGAACUGGGGCUGGAACUGGACUUGGCUGUGAGGAGGAAAUGCCCGGCACACAUGACCCCUGCACCUGUGCCACGGCUCACACAGGCGAUGCCAUGGGAGACACUGCCUGGUGGGUUCAGCCUCUCAUUUCUGCAUGUGGUGGUGCGCAUGUGUGGAGUUGUCAGAAGAAAGGAAUUGCAAAGUCUUCUUCAUGGACCGAGUCCAAGCCUGUAUAUAACUUGCACCAUGUACACACGGACAUUCACAAAUGUACCCGCCCGGCAAAGGAAGCAGGAUAUGGGAUGUGGUGGGGGUGGGGGGAGAGGGGCACGGGCAAGUGCCAGCAGUUUCCAGAUUGCUGUUUCCAUUCUGAAAUCUGGCUCUGAUUUAAACUCCGAGAGAUCAUUUCAUUUUAUCUUCUACAGAGCUGCGGAGGUGCCCACUGCCCACUCACAGUACAGGUAUACCCCUCACUGUGGUUUGAUUUUUAACUGCUUUUCAUUUGAUUUUUAAAAACAUUUGUUCCUUUAUUUGAAAGGCAGAGUUAUAGAGAGGCAGAGGCAGAGAGAGAGAGAGAGAGACAGAGAGAGAGAGAGAGAGAGAGAGGUGUCUUCCAUCCGCUGGUUCACUCCCCAGAUGGCCGCAGUGGCUGGAGUUGUGCCGAUCCGAAGCCAGGAGCGAGGAGCCAGGAGCUUCUUCUGGGUCUCCAAUGCGGGUGCAGGGGCCCAAGGACUUGGGCCAUCUUUCACUGCUUUCCCAGGCCAUAGCAGAGAGCUGGAUUAGAAGAGGAGCAGCUGGGACUUGAACUGGCAUCCAUAUGGGAUGCCAGCAGUGCAGGUGGCAGCUUUACCCACUAUACCACAGUGACAACCCCUCAUUUAAAAAAUAAUUUACUUAUUUUAAAAAUUUAUUUAUUUACUUAAGAGGCAGAGUACAGACAGGAAAGUCUUCCAUCUGCUGGUUCACUCCCAAAUGUCUGCAAUCGCUGGAGCUGGGCCGAUCUGAAGCCAGGAGCCAGGAGUUUCCUCCGGGUCUCCCAUGUAGGUGCAGGGGCCCAAGCACUUGGGCCAUCUUCUACUGCUUUCCAGGCUAUCAGCAGGGAGCUGGAUCAGAAGUGAAGCGGCUGGGACAUGAACUGGUGCCCAUAUGGGAUGCUGGUGCUGCAGGUGGAUGCUUAACCUACUACGCCACAGGGUAAGCCCCAGAUUUGUUUUGAAAGUCAGAGUUACAGAGAGAUAAAGGGGGGGGGGAGAUCAUCUAUUUGUUUGUUCACUCCCCAAGUGGCUGUAAUGAUCAGAGCUGGGCCAGGCUGAAGCCGGGAGCCAGGAACUUCACUAGCUCUCCCACAUGGCCUAAGUUCUUAGGCCAUCUUCUGUUGCUUUCCCAGGCCAUUAGCAGAGAGCUGGAUCAGAAGUGGAGCAGCUGGGAAUUGAACUAGUGACCGUAUGGGAUGCUGGUGUUGCAGUGGACGGCUUAACUCGCUGCGCUGGCCCCCUCUGCUUUCCAUUUUUUUCUCUUUUCAGUUCCAUUUUUGAAAAGCAAUUAGCUGCAGGCUAUGACAAACUUGUCCUUGGUUUCAACUCAUGGGGUUCUCAAAAUGAUUUAAAAUACUUUCCCAGCCAUGGCAUCACCCCACACCAUCUCUGAAUCACCCACCAGCAGCACUCUAUCUGCCAAUCACUCUAUCACCCAAUUCAACAUCUGUGCUUGGUUCAUUUUGGUGGGGGCAGUGCUCCGUUUGGGGGACAAAUGCGUGGCACAGUCCCUCUGUGUCCCCUGCCCUCACCGCUAGUUGAUGUGAUGUCACAAGGCUUCUCUUGCUUCUACAGCUGCUCUUCUUACAGGAACCUUAGAAUCAUGUGAGACUGAGGCUGGUGACAGAGCACCCUAGCCAACUCUGACCACCUUUUUAAGCAUUUUAUAAACUCACAGACUACUCCAGUUGGACCCAUUAAGGAAAUGGAAAAAUAAAAAACAAUCGACUUGUCUGAGAUCACA